Molecule: messenger RNA, 1718 nt
Organism: Paramecium sonneborni
Lineage: Eukaryota; Ciliophora; Oligohymenophorea; Peniculida; Parameciidae
Source: the annotation of a GenBank genome assembly
AUGCUCAAAAAUAAUUAACAUAAAAAGUUACCUUUAUAGAGAUAUUUGAGUAGAUUUCGUAUUUGCACUCUAAUCCUUUUCCUGAAUAUCUUAAUAAUUGCUUUAAUUAUCCCAAUAAUUCUAGGAGUUUAUGAAAUCAAUACUAUGCUUGUCUACCAAUACUUCGAAUAAUCUGCUAUACUAGCAUUCAUUAAUCAGAAUAACAGAAGUUUGAAUUCAAUAAUGAGUUCUUAAGUCUCUUAAUUAUGGCAUAUGAUGAAUCGAAGUAAAUUUAUGUUAUUUAGCAUUAAGCUGAAAAAACUCUAAAUAGUUUACAAAAAAUGUAUCUUCUUGAUCAACAUUAUAAUUUAACAAUAAACAAUAAUCCAGAGAUGUGUCAUACUUAAUUUGAAGAAAAUGAUUAAUUCGAAUAUAGAUAUAAUGGAUAUUGUGUUAAUAUUUAUGAUACUGAAUUUGUAGAAUUUUAAAAACUUCCAGAGUAUGAUUAUUUUAAGAGAGAUUAUAAAUUUGUCUCACUUUUAAAUGAAAAUAUUAUGUAAAUGGAUCCUACUCAAUUAUUUUUACCUGAUAAUAUUUAUUUUAGUAAGAUUGAAAGAGAAUUCACAGCUUGGUGGCCUUAAUGGAAUAGAAUACUUGGUUAUCAUCCUCCUGAAAGAACUUGGUAUAUUCAACAUUUAUAGAAUUAUAAAAAUAACCCAAAUAAAAAUUGUUUCAAAUCAGACAUGUACCAAUUUUUUGCUGAUUAUCCUGUGAUGGCAAUGACUACGACUUGCAAUUUGAAAGAUGAAAAUAAUAAUUUAAUUGCCAUUUUGGCUUCUGAUCAACAAUUACUUGAUAAAUAUUACAAGCAUCCUAGGUUAAAUGUAAUGAUUGUUAAUUUUGAUGGAUUGUUAGUAAUCAGUACAAUGUAGAGUCAAUUGAUAGCUAAUUCAACUGAAUUGGGAUAUUUUUAUGAAUAAAAUGUAACAGGUUUCAAUAAGGAAGAUUGGGAUUAGAUUGUUCAUUAUGUUUAAGAACGCUCUUUUCUCUCGAAUUGCCAAUACUUUCCUAAUAUAAGUGAUUUAAUGUGUCGUUACAAUUCAUUGUUAGAAUAAGAUGUUAUUUUUCAAGUAUAGAAUUUAACAAAUCCUAAUUUUGUGUAUAUUUUGUAAAAUUAUAUCAUUAAUGUGAAUAGGUUUUAUAAUUUAACUGAUGAGAUUUAAGAUUUGGUUGACCAAUAAGAUAUUAUUUAAGAAAUUAUUAAUGAGUCCUACUUUAAUAUUGUAGUACUGUUAUUGAUAUCGUUGACAAUCAUAAUCAUUCAAUUAAUUUUUGUUUAGAUUAUUUUCCUUCCUCUUAAAAAUUUAAUUAAACACUCUCGAGCUUAUCUUAAAUCUAACUCUCAUAGACUCCUCUUUAGAUAAAAAGAGUUCUACUUAUAUAACUUUUACAUUGAUGGAUAUACAAGCAGUAUUUAUAAUAUCAAUUAUACUAUAGAUAAUAUUUUGUUAGGCUUAAAACUAGCAUAUAAAUAGAUAUAUCAUAGAAUCUGUAAAUAAAACUUCAAAAAAUGCAAUUAAUGUUAAAUUAUACAGAAAUUUUAGUAUCCUUCAAAUUUAGAAAAAUCAAAAUUACUUUUAAAUAAAUAAUUGGAUUUUGAAUGCCCUUCAAAGAUGACUGCCUAUCAAAUUUGGAGAUAAGUAGUUUAGCCCUGUCUUAUAAAGACAUCAGAUUCCUGA